CACUUCCUGUACUGCGAUGACGCACGUUGGAUGACUUGACACAGCUUGUGGAGCUGUGGCAGCACCGCAGAGAAGUGAAGUUGAGCAUCCUGCAGGUAAUGUCCGCUCAUUGUGCUGUGUCAGUAAUGCUUUGUUGUUAGUGGUUUAAUAUGUUUGGUAGCUUUGUUUGCUCUCAAAUUUGACACGGUACGGCUCGGACUGAUAUUCUUGCCCAUCACGUUUUUUCCCUGACGCUAUUUCUGCGGAAGAUAAAGGCAGCUAACAUGAAGGUGGGAAGCUACUCCACAGCUCGAAGAGGGUGUUGUCCAGUUUGUGGGAUGUUUUGGCGUACACGUACGAAGGGUGUUAAGCUACCUAAAUCAGUCCUGGGCUAACGUUAGUCUAUCCCCAAGCUUGCUUCAUUCAUUGUCUGUGAGAGGUAGGAGGUGCCGAGCUGCGUCAAGCUAGCAAGUAUCAGACACGCUGAGACCGGAAGUGGAGAAAUUCACACCCAGUAAAAAACGUGCAGUAGAUAUUCGGCGAAGUUAAACGUUUUCGAAGACAGAUGUGGUGCCAAAAUAAAUAUAAAAAUAUAUAUGUAGUGGAAAACUUCUUCAACGACAUUGUUAGGUUUAAGGUUGCCAGGUUUGCGAUGUUAUUUUAUUUUGAAAGUUGUUUCCCCUUUUGGUUUUGAUAAUACUUCUAGCUUUACGUUGAUAGUAACAGCAGAACUGCCUGAUUCAAUGUAUAAAAAUUAGACUAGUCUUGCUCUGCGUUGCCGAAGUAUUGUAUUAGUCCUGUUAUCUAGUAGUACUGAUGCAACCGCUGCUCACAAGCGACACAUUAUUUGCAUGUUGUGCUUUCAUGGGCUUUUUGCAUACAGUGGGCUUGAUCAAUAUGAUAUCCUGGAACAAGACUGUUUUAUUCGGGUGUGUUGAAUCAUUUAUUUUGCAUUUUGUCGUGUUGUGCUGGGAUCUGUUAGUGCUAUGCGCCGUUUUUUGUAGGUAACCAAAGUCCAUUCAAGAAAUCUGACAUUUUGAUUUAUUUCUCAUAUACGUGUGCAGGCGCGCAUGCCCACUCAGAUGAGGUAAUUUUACAAAUUACUUAUUUAUUUACUGUGUCAUCUAACAACUAGCGAGUCUGUUCCUCUUAUUUUUUCCUCCUCCUUAUUUAGUAAAAAAAAAAAAAAAAAAGAAAAAACAUAGUAAGACACAUGAUCAAACUGGGUUAAUGACAGCCGAAUUUACCACACAUGAAGCCUUUUUAAAAGCCAACAACUCUUAAAGAAAAAAAUCGUAUGUACAGUCUUAAAUCUUCCUUCAGACUAAAACUUGUGAUUUAUGCAUCGGGUUUUGGCGUCGCCGUCCCCCCACAUGCAACAGAAAACGAAACCCGCUGCCUGGCUGCGUAACGCCUCCCUGCUGCUCGGACAUUUCUGCAUAACCUGCUUCCAAGGAAUCCAAAAUGACAUCAUGCGUGUGAAACAGUGGCGAUCAGGGCAGAUUUUGUUGUUGUUAUUGUCGUUUUUGUUCUCAUUCAGCGAGCGUGUGUGGCUCAAAACCCCGUCGAUAAUAUUACAUAAUCACACCGAGCUUAAAUUGGUGGGGUGAUUUGUUUGUUAGGAUAGAGUCCAAAAUGGAUAAGCUCUUACCUCCUAUAUAUUAUCGUGGAUUUCUGUGCCUUUACUCUUUCUAUCUCGAUUGACCUAAAAAUGAAAAUAGAUAUGAGGAUGUUGCUACAAAGAGAAAGAAAACAGGCUACUGGGUGGAUCAAGUCUGCAGCUCCAAAACACUCCUCAUUGAAAUGAUGCUUUUCUGGAUUAGAGGGCAUCUGAGGACAGCUCUGGCUUGCAACAUCGCUCUGCUGCAAAAACACUCGAUGCAACAACAGCGUCUUUAUUUGGUCUCCCUCCUUGUGAAUGUGAUGUGUUUAUCAUAGGAUUGAGCAUUAACCCUCAAACAUGUCUGUGUAGACCAACAGUAGGCUAUGGCUGUCUGGGUAUACAGAUCAAUAUGAUCAGUUGUCGACUCCCAAACAAGGCUGAAAUGAGUCUUUUCACUGUCUGUUAGUCUAUUGAUCCAUUUACUUCAAAGUCAGCGGGAUGUAUAUAACCACGAAUUAGCUUUUUUUUCCCUACUGACAAUCACAAAAGUAGACAUAUUCAAAUUCAAAAAACAACAACAGAAGAAUAAUAACAGGAGCAAUGGAGGCUGGUGGAUCUUUCUGUGUGAUAGAUUUAAAAAUGAGCUCAAUUUAUUUGAGUAUUUUAAUGUUUAAUUGAAGUUCGAUUUUUUUAAAGAUGCAUUUUUACAUUAUGACUGCGCCCUUAACACAGUGUCGCUUCAAUAGGGAUGCCCAAUAUAUUAGAGUUUUGCUGUUAUUGAUGCCACUAGCCGGUGCUGUAUCUCUGACCGAUGACCAUAAUGCCAUAAUGUUCUACUGCUAGGGCUGGGCGAUAAAACGAUAACGAUAUCAAAAGUUAAUUUUCCUCAAUAUCAAUAUAAAACAUGGUCAGUAUACUUUUCAUUAACCGGCAUUCUGCCAUGUUUAGUAAACUGUACGAAUAGCAAAGGAAAAGGGGAGUUGCCUCAGGUCCGCUUCUUCCUGAACCAAUUAUGUGCUGAAGUAGCAGACUGCAGCUACACGCAACCUAACAGAUGAUGACAAUGUCGACAACACUGGCACGAAAACAUCGGUGGUGUGGAGGUAUUUAGUUUUUUUAAAGUCAGACAUGAAGCAGAGUAAUAAAUCCCAUCAUACUGUUCAGCAGUGUAAUACAAACAAUGGGGAAUUCAACUUGGAAGGUAUCAGUUAUCAGGAGUUGAUAAACAUCAUUACGCCAACCAUAUUUGACCACAUUCAAAUCCCAUAACUCAUUAUCUCAUAUAUGAUCAUAUAUUAUUAUUCUUGGAAAAGGAUCUUGCUAAGAGAAAAAAUAAUGUUAUGUAUAGAAGUAGUUUUGUAGACACAAAGCGAAGCAGACACUGACUCAGGCUAGAGUCAUCUUUGCAUAUUUACAGUAAGGAUUUGGACUGUUUGUAGGCGCUCUCUCAUCCUUUGACUGGAACCUGAGGCUGCCUCUCACUGUGUUUUCACGUCACGCUGUCUCAGUCUGCUGCACAGGGGGUCAGAUUUUUAGCAUUCUUGUGUCAGACUGAGUCCUGAACAAGGAGUUCCCCUCCUGAAAGGCACAGUGCAAAAGUCCAGUGACUGUGACUGAAGCUGUUUGUUAUCAGUGUUCACCUCUUGGAGCUGUCCUUCACUUCGGUAAAGGGACAUAAUAACAAUCCCCUGCAUGUUCCAGCAGCCAGGUUAGGUAUUCAGUACCUGUAGAGCAGCAAUCACUCAUCCAGAUGAUGUACGGGUGGCAGCUCCUGUCAUGUUGUGUUUGUAGGAUGGCUUGUAAAGGAAAUACGGAACCUAUGUGUGUCAGGUUUUACACACUCUUCUGUCAAUGUCAUAAGUCUCUCUGAUGUACUUUAAGUUAUACAUUUAAAGGAGCCCUCCAACCAUUUAUGCAAAAUCCUUUUAAACAUCAUGAUGUGGUCUUCGGAUCUGAAAAGAGGUGUUGUAACCAUGAUGAUGCCAUUAGAGGGCUGCCUUUAUGGUGGUUUUCUCACUGCAUUUAAUACUAUUUCAUAGUAUCAUAUUGAAUAACUUUGUCUACAUAUUAGGGGUGGGAGAAAAAAUCGAUACAGCAUGGUAUCGCGAUAUUUUAUCUGGUGAUAUAUCCUAUCGUCUCAUUUACCAAGUAUCGUUUUUUCCAAUUUAUGCUAAUAUAAAAUCAAAUCUAUGAUAAUGGAAAAAUAAAAUCAACUGUUUGUCCAGUGAGGUUGGCAGAGGUGACGUCAUAGAGCAGAAUAAAGUUGGUACAACACAUAUAAGGUUUGCAAGAAGUGCGACAGGAAAAUAAAAUACAGCGUAAAUAAGACAAACAUAAGGGAAAGACAAAUGCUGAAGUAGCUAAACAGUUAAAAAAAUUGUAUAAAUCGCAAUAUAUUAAAUCGCAAUACUCAAAUUACAAAAUGUUAAAAAUCGCAAUAAUAUCGUAUCCUGGCCCGAGUAUCGUGAUAAUAUCGUAUCGUGGCCCAAGUAUCGUGAUAGUAUCGCAUUAUGGCCCAAGUAUUGUGAUAAUAUCGUAUCGUGGCCCAAGUUUCGUGAUAAUAUCAUAUCGUGACCCAAGUAUCGUGAUAAUAUCGUAUCGUGAUAAUAUCGUAUCAUGGCCCAAGUAUCGUGAUGAUAAUAUUGUAUCAUGGGGCCACUAGUGAUUCCCACCCCUACUACAUACAGUAUACCGUAGAGUGAUACGAGCUUGCCCACACCAAGCCCUGAUCCAAUACUUGUAUUUGCCUCGAUAACUGAACUGCUAACUUUUUUAGUCCACAGAAAUUAUUAAAGUAAACAAAAUAGAUUGCUAAUGCUAUGUAAAUGACUCCCCUUUGCUUUUGAACCAUGUGUCUCUGGUGAGAGACCAAAGGGUCUUCAAAGCAGAUGUUGUAAUUGAGCUGGCUUUGCACUUGUUUUUGUGUUUUUAAGUUGGAGUUAAGUUUAUGUCAUUGCUGGUAUAGGCGAACCCAGAAUACUACGUUUGCACCUUGCAAAUUUGCUGCUUGCAAAUUGUGCUCAGUGAUAGCUGAUAUAAAUAACUGGGGAGAGAUGAUUGGCUCAAAAUUGGCUAAAAAUGCCAGUCCCCUCUAUGAUCUAGUUGCUGAUGAUCAGGACAAACUCAGUCUUAUCUUAUUGCAUUGUGUCAUAUAUCACUGCACCGCCUGGCUUUGCAUUCUACCGCAUCUUAUCCUUACUAUCCUAUCAUACUGUAUGGUAUUGUAUUAUAUUACUGUAUUAUUUUGUACUGUAACAUUGUGCUUUGUAUUUCAAGUUAUCCUGCAAUUCCCACCACUGAUCAGUGCAGUCAGAUCAGCAUUUUUAUACAACAUAAUACACAUAAUAUAUACGCAUUCCAUAAAUACAUCACAGUUCAACUUUAUGAAGAAAUAACUCAGCAUGAGUCUGAUUCUUUUUAUUUUUCUUAAUCAAAUCCAUGCACCGGCAACUGGUAGUCCUCCAAGACUUAGUAUCUCAAGAGAGUAUUCAAAAUCUUUUUUCAUUUUUCUAAGAGUUUGGGAUAUUUUCUUUCUCCUCUAACAAACAAUAGUCAAAUUUUGUUCUUUUGUUUCAGUGAUGUUCAAGUUAGAUUCUCAGUUUGUGGUGCUUGCUAGUCUAAGUCAUGCAACCUGAUGAAUAAAUGGUGAUUACUUCUUUUGCUGCCAAAGUCUCGUCCAUAGCAGAGAAGUCAUGAUGUUUAACAGCAUCUGGUGAUCUUGUAUAUGUAAAACGCCUUCUGAUUGGGAUAUCUGUUUACUGUAGUGCAAUAUAUUGCAACCAUUUGAAUGGCAUCUGGCAGCUCUUUUCAUUGUGUCCAGAUUGGGUCCAUUUAGUGCUGUUCAGAAUCACAGGUAAGGAGAUGUGUAAAGUGAAGACGCAAAUCCUGCUGAUGUGGUCUGUGGUGCAUUUUGCCAAAACAUUGACCCAGAAUAGCUGACCCAGCUCAUUAUGUGUCUCCCAGUCUAUCAAGCAUAAACCAAACCAUCAUCAUAGCCAUUAUCCUUGCUAUAAAACCUCUAAGUUUGUUAUGGAUCCCAGUGGGUUACAGUCAUAUAUCAAUACUGAUGUUUCAUGGGUGCUAAAGUGGGCACAUAGUGGCCUCAUUGUGGCACUGAUAGGCCUAAAGCCCAAAUGGCCUUCACUAUGUUUGCUAGUGUAGCCAGAACGUGAGGUGUGGUGAUUUUUUGGAUGGCGGCUACAAGCGUGACGUUCAAAAGGCAACCAAUCUGAGAGUUAACCCCGUCCAGCCCAUAACACGCACAGCGGUGAUACAGUAAACAUUAACGCUGUGCUCAGAAUUUCAGAGUGCGUCCUGAGGUCCCUCUGCAUGAUGUUGCAUUAUAAAAUGGCACACGUGUGGUUUUUUUGCUAUGGUCCUUUCAAAGGUUCCUGUGUUCAGACAAGGGCAGUAGAGGCGAAGAGGACAACAUUGAUAUUCAUGAUGCUGUUCUGACGGAGUGACCAGUGACGGGCGCCUCAUCCCUCACAUGUCAGUCAGUACAGUGUCCUUGGUAGCAGGUCAAAUGUGAGGGCAGCUGUAUCCCUGGAGCUUCACUUAUGCUGUCUGUAUCACUCUUCCAGGCACUUAGAGGAGGGAGGAUAUGCCAAGUCGACAAAUAAUCUAAGCUUUUGAGAAACAGUCUUCAGGUGAGGAAGCAAAACUCUUUCAAGUCCGGCUGUCUUUCAGAAGUGAGCCGUGCUAAACUACUCCUUGAGGACAGAGCGGAUUAUAAAGAUGACUUUGAAUACCUGAGUCGAAUGAGUUUUUACUGUAUUCAGAUUCUCGUUCGUGGAGAGCAGCCUCACACACACACACCCCUUGAGCCACAUUGUGGGUUUCCAGGUCACAGGGAAAGAGGCAUUUAAAUUUUAUGUUCUUCUGGAUUGUGAACGUGUAUCAUGAUUCAUAGAUGACCUGGCGAAUUUGGUAUUUGCAGACAAAAAUAUAAACCAUCUGUAUUCAUGUAGGCUUUAUGAGUGUUUUAUGAAAAGGCUGAAAGACCACAAAAUCCAGGGAGUUUCCUGAGAGACAACACAUAGGAGCAGAGUGGAAGAGGGCCUAAAAUUACAGAAGUCAGCUUGACCAUAUAAUAAGUUUUGUAUUUACAUUGUGCAAUUGGUAAAAAAUGAAAGCAAAAAAAGUAAAAAGCAAAAUCGGAGGCAGAAACAAGAUGGCUACAUCUACGAAAGAUAUUUUAGCACUUGCCUUGUCCAGAUAUAAGGCGCUAAAAUAACUUUCGUAGAUGUAGCCAUCUUGUUUCAGGCCUCAGAUUUUGCUUUUCUCCAAACUGGUAACUGAAACGCUGGGAACUCAAGUGUGACGUCAUUUUCAGCUCCGACAUCUGACUUCAGAGGUAACUCGGAUUUAGCAUUUAUAAGGCUUCAUCUUCCCAUCAAUACUUUAGCAUCUACACUUAUAGACACCUAUAAAUUACCAUCAUAAGGCUUGGGACCCAGAUUUAACAUAAUUCUCAGCAUUGACAGAAAUUUUAUAUUAGAUAUUAAGUUUUAGGGAUUUUUUAUUCACUCAACACACUAAAUUUAUCUUGUAUAAAUUCUUGUCCUUUUUUGAAAUAUAGAAAAAUAUUAGUAUAAUAUUGUUGAAUCGCUAAUAUAACAUAAACCAGUAUGAUAUGAAUCAAAUAUAACAACAGAAAUUAUGUCUCAGAGAAAUUUAUUUGACCUGUGAUUUUUAAAGACUGACCCAUGUCCCAUCUGUUAACAUGGGAGCUGGCUCAAUGACCUUUACUCCAAUCAGUCGGAUGUUUUAUACUUAUGGGGAUUUGUUAUAAUGUCUGCCUUUUUACACACUCUAUGGCUGCAUCUUGUGACUUUUUUCAUAUUUUUUUUAAAUCUGAUUGUUCAUUUCUAAAUUGUAUAAACAUGAGUUCUCAAUCAUGAUUUGCAGAAAUAAUCAAAUUCAAAGCUUUAAUGGUUCACUGGAAAAACGUCUCGAUUAAUCACCAAUCGUAUUCCUUCAAUGAAGAAGUGAUUGAUAUUUGACUAACAGUUUAUGUAUAUAGAGCUCUUGUAUUCAUUUCAAACUAGGGAGUCAUUUUGCGAGUCUGAGUCUCCUCCUGCUCAGAACAUCACAACAUCAAUCCUGAACAUCCGCUCCAGCUUCAGUAAGGAGCAGGAAAUGACCGUCCACGCCCUACAGUGGUUACCAUACAUAAUGCUGAACUUGCAUUGCUCUCAUUGGAACAAAUCACUUCCCAAUGCAGUACAUCAUCAAACUUCAUGUUCUCUUUCUCCAACCUGCAAAAAAACCCAAAUUUUUUUUAACACUAAGUGAGUACAGGAGUAAUAAAUCAUAGACUCCACGUGCAAAACCUUGUGUUUAUGAUUUAAGAUGUGUCUAGCACACAUGCGAAAAUAGGGUGUGCGGUGCAUAUACACACACAUCCACGGAUAGUGGUGACAACAUCACAGCUAGUCAUGCAGCAGGGGACCCUAAGGUGCCCCUGGUCAUCAAUCUUUAGGACUUCCCUCAGCCGCAGAGACACAAGCUUAAAUGUCACAACUGCUGUAAGUGAACAGAUUUCCUCCCUGCCGGCACCCGGUCGAGGACGGCAGGAGCGGAAAUUGACUCUCGUCCUUGUUAAUGAAAGGAUGCGCUCGCCAGUUUGUGUUUACGUCCUCACCUACGCAUUGUGCACAGGAAAGCAUGUUGGCACGAGCACCUGCACGUGUGCACUGUGAACACCUUAUGUGUGGGUGUUAAGUGUCGUGAUUACAUGCAGUGUGAGAGUGUGUGUGUGGUGCAUGGGAACCAAGCGUGUGCAUGAAAGGGGUUGGAUGCCAUCAGUGACCCUGGAGGUGCGCGUAUGGACCCAGCUUGGGCUGCUCUGCGAGGUGGAUGGGCCUCUGGUUUGAGUGACCCCCCACUGAGGGAGCAACCUGUCAGGCAGAAGGCCGGACAUCUGCACCUCUCAUUCACAAAUACUGGAUACACACACACGUAUGAUGACGUGAUGUGUACCUGCAUGUCCAACUUAGUCCUCCUGAUCCCCUCAAACAUAAUUUACACAAUACUAAAAUUGUAUUUGAACAUAAUCUUUUCUAUGAAGCGAUGACAUAAUAGGAACAAUCAAUCUAUUCUGGUCAGAUUGAACUUAAUCCCCAUGAACAGAUAUUUGUGGGCGAGGGACAAGAUUUAGAAAGCGGAAACAUUCAAAUUUCUGUUCAUAUUUCGAGUUCAGUUGACCGGUGACGUUUUGUUUGCAUGCAGGAGAAACAGUCUGUGCUGACGACAGUUGAGCUUUUAUUAUUCCCUUCAACAGAUAUCGGCUUAUGACGGUAGAUAAUACCUGAUGACGUUGUCUCCCAACCCCAACUGUCCUAUGAUGCUCAUCUGAGUGUAAACAAUGAUCUUUGUGAAACUGGUUCAUUUCUUACCAGAGUAGAUCACCAGGAUAACUUAUCCUGAACAUAACCUGCUCUGAAAUCAGUUUAAAGAAAAUUCUGCAUAUUGAUCUUGAAAAGAGGGGGGAAAAGCAAAAUGUCCUGGAAAAGCUUAUGCUGUCCUGGAAAAUUUAUUUAAGCAAUCUCCUAACUUUAAAACAAACAAAAAAGUCACAGCUGGCUGCUUACUGCAGUUCUCAUUUGGUGUUGAGACUUUUGACUUUUGAAAAGUUGAACGUGUUAAAUUGGUCAGCACGUUUGCUUUGAUUAUGAAACUAGCUUACUCGAUUCACAUGCAAAGGUUGAAGAUUUGUGAUUCAACUCAGGCUCUGAGUGCUUGUUCCAAAUGUGUGUUAGUCAUUGUUGGGAGAGUUUGAUAAUGAAUAGGACAUAGUGGUUGAAACUAUGAAUGGCAGCCAAACCGUGAGCAAUUCAAACACCUACUGAAAACUGGUGAGUGGCACUAUUUGCUUUUUUUCUUUGCUAUCAGUGCAGUGCUACACUGUUGUAGUAAAACAGGCUGUAUGAUGACAAGAGAGGUGUAGCUUUUGUUGCUGGGUCUCACAGCACCAUUAUAAAAGUGUUUUAAACUGGUUAUUUAUCAAGAGAACUUGGCUUAACCUUAAAUCUAGUGUUAGUUCAGGCAGGCCAAGAAGUAAAGCUCAGUCAUCAAUAGCACAUCAGCUGAUUGAGAAUGAUAUGCUUUUCUCCCAAUUUGAUUCUUUUACGAUUUUUUGGAUGCAGAUUCGAUUUAAAAUGCAAUUCUACGAUAUUGUCAAUUUUCUCGAUCUUUAGUCUGCAGUGAAACAGUUGAAUGAUUAUGAUUGUCUACUGACUACUCCAGGACCCAUAUUUCCCCAAAAAUACACAUCUCACUCAGGGUCUCACUGGGCUCAGUUUUUUUCAACUGCUUCUCAAAUUGUCAACCAUGCCUAUAAAUUUGAAAAAAAAAAAAAAAGAUCAUAACAUUAAAAUUGAUUUCAAAAUUGUAAAACAAAAAAUCGCGAUACUUGUGAUUUUUUCUCCCAGCCCUAUUGAGAACGCUGAGUUGCAGGGAAAGGAUGUGACCGAUGAUUUAUUCUAUCAUGGAUUUGUCAUCAUUUUGAGCUUGUAAGAGUUAAUCAGACCCUCACAGAAAGAAACAUAUCAAUGUAUAGGUAUGAUGUCAUACCAGCUAAGUUGUCCUUGAAACUGAUGUCUGGGAAAGAGGAGGAACCCUGUAUUGGUUCAAGCAGCUUUCAUUUAGAGUGGCCAAGUGCAAACGCUGCACGGUGUUCUUUAUCAUCAGAAAGUAUGUCAGGGUCACACGGCCUGUAUCACGCUGAGGUUCACAGAGCAAUGUGUGUCCCCUCCUCUUCUGUGCUCUCUCUGGUUGACAUUGUCAUCGCCGAUCAAGGUUGUGUUUUCUCCAAGCACAGAGACUGAACACACAGGCAGGCCUCGCUAUUAUGCAACAGCAGUUGUGUGUCUUUUCCGCCAUUUGUACCACAGUAGGCUUGUUGCCCGUGAUGCUCUCCUGAUAGAGACUGCAGCGCCGCUCGCUCCGAACGCAGAUACUGCUGACUAAGCUGGUUCCCUAUAGGUAAACCUUAGUGUCACUUGCGGCCUGGUUCUGAUUAUUGCUUUGCAUUGUGAGUACGUGUCAAAAUAUUACGUCUGUCCACAGUAACACUAGCUUCUCCUGUCUCUCUGUGUGGAUGAUAUAGAUUCUUGGACAGGCCUCCUCUUUGGCAGCCAGCCUCAUCCCUGUCUGUUGAUUCACUGUUGGUGAAAUAAGAGAACAUAUGGCUUCCCUCUCUCUGCAUUACAUCACCUUGUGAUACAUGCAGAUUGGUUAGCCUUGAAAAUCCAGUUUAAAAAAAAAAAAGGUAUUUAAAAAGUUUGAUCUGAGCUAAAUUUGUAUGAAAAUUGGCAUCUCAGCUCUCAAAAUAAGUGGUUUAUGGUUAUCGUUUUCGUAACCCUUGCUUGAAUUAAAUUCGGUUGAGGUUGGUACUUUUUAACGCUCCGCUUGACCAAUGCACACGGCGCCACCAGAUGCACCAUGCUCUACAGUGUUAGUAUUGAUCCAUUUGAGAUAUCAGAUUAUACUCAGUUACUGCCGACUGCACACGUUCAGGUUCCUGUGAAGACUUCGCAUGUGGUUGCUUUCAACUAUUCACCAGUUUCCAUUAGCUUCCUGAUUUGGCUUUCCUCCCUGACUGCACUCUUGCUGCUCUUAAAUUGAUGGUGAUUUGGUUUAAUGCAUCUUUACAGCAUAUCAACCUCGUCCCGAUCUCUUCUUACCAAGGCCAAGAAUUGCUAAGUAGCACUUGGAAAUGAGGCCAAAAAAAUUGGCGCCAUUAAUAUCUACUUAAAACUACCAAAGAAACCAGAGCUCAGUCAUAAACAUUUAUUUUAAGUUCAUUAAUUUGUUGUUUCUACAAAUCUGGCUAUUUUAUUUAGCUCUAAAUAAAGAUAAUUACAAUACUUUUUAUCCUCUCUGACUCAUUUCUCACACCAAAAAGCAUUUUUUCAAAAGUGUACGCUCCAAUCUCUGAACAGUUUAUUAGUUUGUCGUUCACAUUAGAGGAGAAUUUCUCAUCAUUAAAGCAAAUUGCUUUGUUUCGGUAAAUGUGGGCAAAAGAAUAAGUCCAUUAUUCAACAAAUUUUGCACAAAAACACACCUGUUGAUUCUAAGUAAAACUGUCAAACUCCCCACAGCUUAUAAAUAUUCAGUUGUAUGAGCAUUACAUGAAAAAUUACCUAUUGAUUUAUUGGAAUAUAUGUGUUUUAAAUAUCAGUGACACAGAGUGAUCGCGAUACCUGCCUCAGUGAAUUGGUUAAAGACCUGCCAGGUCAAAGUGGUUUGUUAUAGGGCUGGGCGAUAUGGCCUCAAAUCAAUAUCACAAUUUAUUGAGCAGUUCACCUUGUUAAGAAUAAAUAGCCAAUAACUACUCCACAAGCUGCUCACCCCCUCCCACAUUAACUUUGUCUACUUAUGGUGCUGCUCCAGCCGCUACAACUUUUGAACCAUCCUCCAUCUCCUUACCUGUCUUUCCCUCUUUGUUAAGGACUGGAUGGGGUGGAGUCAUGACUUAGGACAGUGUCUUAAAGGGACAUGAGACCAUAGCCAACCUACACACAUCCAAAACCAACUUUUAUUUAUUUAUUUAUUUGACACUGAAUAUAUUGACAUGGGCAAAAUGACGUUGGUUAUUGUCAUAACUUUAGGUAUCGAUAUAUUUUCCGUUUAUCACCCAGCCCUAGUUUGUAAUCAUCAUAAAGAAAAAGCAGCUGUACGUUUUGACCAGUAUGGCUUAAACAAAGCUUUGAAAACUAAAUUUAAGUAUUUUGGGUGUAUGACUACCUGUAGGAAGCAUGUAGUACAGUUUUGAUAAACCUUUCUGAUAGCUGCAGCUCCAAAAAUGCACCCAAAUGUUUGAGGAAAAACUGCAACCUUGAACACUGACUUUGAGGCAGUUCCAUGUUAAAAAGCAUUGUCUGCCUUCUCUUCAGUCCGAAUUUCACUUAUCAGCUUCUUCGAAGGUCAUUAAGUGUUACCAAGUGUUUUCAUCAGCAGAUGGAGUUUUGUUGACUGAUGGAAGGGGUGGAUUUGUUGAUGUGCAGCUGUCUCAUCUAUGCGUAAUAGGUCAUUUCAUUCUCAGAAGUCAACAGUAUUUAUCAAUCAUUGCUAUUGUCUUGAUGUGGGAAUCAAAUGAAUACUAUGAAAUGUACUGUUUGAUCUGGGCUUGAAGAUGUAAUAUUUGAAUAAAUGUUGAGCUGCUACACCACUGGGGUUAAAUUUAUGACUUUAAGACAGUGAAGUACAGAGAUUUUUUGUUUUGUUUUGUUUUUUAAGGAAUAAUACUGUUAUUGGGCUGGGCGAUAAACCAAAAAUUUACUGAUACCGAAAUCUACGACAAUAACCAACGUCAUUUUGCCCAUAUUAGUUUACUCAGUGUGAAAUGAUACAUAUAUAAGCAUUGGUUUUUUGACUUUAAGACAGUGAAGUACAGAGGUAUUUUUAUUUUGUUUUGUUUUUUUUGAGGAAUAAUACUGUUACAUAGGGCUGGGUGAUAAACCGAAAAUUUACUGAUACUGAAAUUUACGACAAUAACCAACGUCAUUUUGCCCAUAUCGGUAUAUUCAGUGUCAUAAAAAAAAAAAAAAAAUAGCAUUGGUUUUAUGACUUUAAGACACUGAAGUACAGAGAUAUUUUUGUUUUGUUUUUUUAAGGAAUAAUACUGUUACAUAGGGCUGGGCGAUAAACCAAAAAUUUACUGAUACCGAAAUUUACAUCAAUAACCAACAUUUUGCCCAUAUCGAUGUACUCAGUGCCAAAAAAAUAAAUAAGCGUUUGUUUUGGAUGUGUGUAGGUAGGCUUUGGUCUCAUAUCCCUUUAAGACGCUGUCCUAUGUUGGAGAUGUGACUCCACCCCAUCCAGUCCGUAACAAAGAGGGAAAGACAGGUGAGAUGAUGGAGGAUGGUUCAAAAGUUGUAGUGGCUGGAGUGGCGGCUAAGUGGACAAAGUUAAUGUGGGAGGGGUUGAGCAGAUUGUGGAGUAGUUAUCAUCCAUUUAUCAUUAUCGAGGUGAACUGCAAAAUAUAUCGUGAUAUUGAUCUCAGGCCAUAUUGCCCAGCCCUACUGUUACACAUCAAGAAAAAUGCAGAAUUGCAAACAAAAUGUCCAACCAGUGUCAAAGUGGUGUGCUGUCAUUCAGAGAUGUUUUGAUUACUCAUUAAUUUAAUUAUUCAUAAAAUUAUUUUCCAUUGUUGUCAUGAUGAAAUAGUUGGUUAAAGCUUUGUGCAACAGAAACACUGCUCUGGUGACGCUUGUGUGUCUAAACUUAUGUCAUUGCUUUUUCAUGGAUUCAGCAUGUAGGAGCCAAAAUGUGAAGCUUAAAAUCCUUGAGAUCUAUAUAACUUCAUAUUUGUGGAUGCUUUUACAACUCACUGCGUCACUAGGAAGUGAGAAGUCCAGAAAUAUUGAUCCGCUUAGUCAUAGGAGGUGUUUGCUAUUGAUUCGGUUGUAGGUGUAGCCUUUUAAUAGUAUCCCUUUGUCAUCGUGAUAGGGAUGACUGUAGGCAAACAGUGUCAGUUUCAGGCUGCAGCCUUACCGAAACCUACAUUCACCCUGACGCCACAAACCCUCGCAGACACAGCUUUACUUAGAUGUGGGGACAAAUAUAGCAGGUGGCGGCACGCUUUUUCCUAUAUUUAGCAUUUCCUCUAUUUUCAACUUGUUUUCUCUUGUCUUGCACAAUGAGACCCAUUGUAUGGUUCUUUGUGCAACUUUCCUUGUGCCUGAUUUAGUUUGUUGUCGCUCUUAAUAGAGCACAUGCUUCCCUCAGUUUUCUGUAAAUGAAUAUGUCAGUGAGUCUGUGUCUGUAAUUAUGAAUAGAAAACCUGUUUAUUUAUAGGGUGAUUAUCCCCGCUUUACCUUCUGGAUGUAUGUUAAGUUCAGCUAAGUUUACACUGCAGAGAAGGAAACUCCUUUUUUUCCACUCUCCAGUGAUCACAACAAAUGAUGUAAAAUAUCAUUUAUACAUUGACUUUUAUUUUUUUAUUUUUCAACCAUCAUCCUGCACUGCUGACCAAAGAAGUGCAGAAACACCAACCAGUAUCUGGCAGCGUCCAGGGCAGUGUAAGCAGGGUUUUUCCUGGCUCAGUAUUGGUCUUUGGUGGUGGACCACCCGUGCAGAUCAGUAUGCGGAGCAUGAUUGACUAAAACUAUCAAAGUACCGCUUAUGCUUUGGUGGCCCAUGGUUAACAUCUGUUCACUUCGAAUAACUAUAGAUUUGACAUUUAUCUGAAAAUCGUUCACAAUCACAUUUUAAACACCCAAUCUCAUCUGAUCUUACUGUUUUCUGUCAGAAUUUCAAUGGCGGAUAAUUAUGGUACAGCUUCCAGAAGUUGCAUCAAACUGAUAUAGUGCCUGUUUGGUUUAUUCUUUAGUGUCCAGCUGUGAUUUUAGAUAUACAUUGUUUGCAGGGUAUAAGGUAAUCUGGUGCAUGUCUCAUUUCAAAGUCUGAAAUUCAACAGAAAAAGAGCAAUGCCAAAUAUUACAGUAGAUAAAAUUUUGUAUGCAUUAAAAAGAGUUAAAAGAAAAUUUAUUUAUGUUAUGUUUAAAACACUGGGUCUUGUAUUUGCACUAGCAGGUUAUGCAAUCUAAGAAGAUAAAGAGAUUUAAAAAAAAACUUCAAAUAAAACUGUAAGUAAUAAAUGAAAGUACAAGGAGAAAAGAUGCGAUAUGGCCUUAAAUCAAUAUCACAAUAUAUUGAGCAGUUCACCUUGAUAAUGAUGAAUGGACGAUAACUACUCCACAAGCUGCUCACCCCCUCCCAUAUUAUAUUACCUUUGUCUACUUCAGCCGCCGCUCCAGUCGCUACAACUUUUGAACUGUCCUCCAUCUCUUCACUCCGACGUAGAACAGCACAUCCAAAACCAACUUUUAUUUAUUUAUAUUUAUGACACCGAAUAUAUUGAUAUGGGCAAAAUGACAUCGGUAAUUGUCAAAACCGAGAGUUACCGCAGGUACAUAGUAAAAGGAGCAUUGCUACUCGCUGUCCCAUACUCAGACCUCCAGCUGGCAUUGUGGAGUUUUACAGCCCAGUGCAAAGUGGCUGGGAUGAGGGUCAGCACCCUUAAGUCCAACAACAUGGACUCUGCUCUUGAAACUAGCUUCUGAGAGCCGUUUGGGAGCAGAGGAGGUCGGUUCUUGCAGAGCUAAAUGAUCUGAAUCGCUAAAAAGAGCAAAAUUAACACUGAAGUUGCUUGGGCCAGCCCAAACUCAUAGUUCAAUCAUAAGAGAAAGUCUUCAGCCUGCUCUUUCAACUCUUGACUGGUCGAUUCCAAAAUGGUUCCAAAUGAAAGUAGCCAGAAUAAUUUAAAGCUCUAAUUCUCAUACGAACUUUGCACGCUUUCAAUUCAAUCCCUUUCUUUGACCCAGAAAAAGUUUUGCUGUCCACUCAUGAAAUAUAAAUUUGGGAGUCUCCCGGUGAGAGGCUCUGGUCACAGUGCUGUGGUGUAAAGCUAAAAUUCUAAUUUUUACACCUUGAGUACACAUGUGGGCGUCUUUGGUCCAUAAAGGCACAUUUGUACAUACAUGGAAUAAGUAUGUUUUUGGAACAUUUGGUAGCGGGGUUUUAAACUGCACCACCCACCACAGCUGGGAUCUGCACAACAUCUGUCAACAUGGUCUUCUGUUUGGAAGGCAGUUCAUUCAGCAAGUGGAGUCUUUUUUCACGCAGACACUUAACUUCUUAGAUUUUUAUUUCUCUUUGCUCUCCAUCGUGUUGGUCAAACUGCUGUUUUUGUGGCCGUGAGGGCAGGUUGAGGUUGAGAGGCGCAUGUGUUUGCUGGUUGUCUGGAGGGAGGCAAGGGGACCUGUGGUUAUGAUUCUGUGUUAGUAUUUUGGCUGGAUUUACACAUGUAGACACACAGAACGGCAGAAAGGUAGCCUUGAAGAUCCAGACACACUACUUUUUUAUCACCAGGUACACACACUGAACAUAAAAGAGGCCCUCUUUAUGUUUUCUAAACCUGCAGUAAGCACUUUUAUAGCAGCAUUACACAUCAAACACGCUGGAGCAAAAUUUCGCGUUUAUCAGGACCACCCAGACUGCAGGGGGCAGCAGCAGUGACACAUUCUUCUGUAUUUGGUGCCUUAAAGACCAUAUGUGAAGGAGGAUCCUUUGACAGGUGGAACCUCCUCUCUGGCGCCACAGGAUGGAGUCAGUGACACCUCGGCACAAACUAACCCGAGGAUAAAGCCCCCAUUGGCAAUCAUAGGAAGCUGCGUUUUGAUUGGCUAGAUCACUAUGGCAACUUCAUCUACACACCUAACUUGCUCUGGGUUAGUUUCCUCAAAGAUUGGAAUUUAAAAUUACUUCCCAUGUAGCUAUGACUCCUUUUUUCCCCUCUUUGUGAUGUUCCACAGAUCUAGCUUAACAUUUCUACAUUCUCAUUUAGAGAGUAAGUCCUUAUGAGUCCUAAAUCUGCCAAAUGGUCGCUCCAUUGAUGUCUACUCUAUGUCUAUUUGACUUUGUUAAAACCUUUGUCUCAUCAUGUGUUGUAUCUGCUAACAUUCAGAGUCCAUGUCCCUAACUUUCCCCAAAUCAGCAGCUUUGUUAUGAAAGAGUGCCAGUGUUGUUCCCAAAGAGCUUUUAUAAACAGAGUGAUCCCAUUUUUUUCUUGUUGUUUCAUAAAAGCACAGCAGCUUAAACAAGGUAGAGCAGCUUAAAACUAGUACCACGCAUGAUACAUAUUUUCUAGAGCUGCAGCUAUCGAAUAUUUUAGUAAUCGAGUAUUCGACCGAAUAUUCCAUCGAUUACUCGAGUAAUUGGACCCAAACGGCAGACUCACAUAAAGUUAGAUUUCCUAUAGCCCCGCAAUAAAGGCCAGACUCGGAGAAAUAGAGGACAAUUGCGAAACAAGCGUGUGCGUUAGCGGAUUGCAAUGCUCGUAAGAAAGCUAAAUAUAAUAUUAAUUUUCAUCAUGCCCCUAAGGGAAUUGGUGUCCGAGUGUUGAAUAGCUCCUAUGUUACCUGCUUCUGCUACGACACCAGCAAUGUUAGGCUACAAGCUAGCGUGAAGAGAAGUGUGCAGAGCAGCGCUGUCUCUGCUAACAACUCCCAGGCUAAGUGCUAAUGAGCUACUGGAGCUCUGCACAAGAAACAGUGCCGCCAGCUCCGCAGUAAGGAAAGUCGCUAGUGGCUGUUGUAAAAGUAGCUAGAAGUCGCUAGAUGAUGUUAUCGCCUAAUUUGCAUAAUUUCUCAGUCAAACUCACUACGCAAUAAUUCGCCAGGGGGGUCCGAAAAGUCGUUCAAGUUGCUAGUUUGGCAACACUGCAAGAAAAGCCCGUCUCAUCAUUUAUUUUCUCCGCCCCCGCAAAACCUAAACAGCACUUAUUCCUCCUUCUGCCGUGGUGACAUAAGCACUUUGUGUCACCUUCAAAAGAAUCUGUGCGAAACAGUGACGAUUUGAGCUUAUAAACGAGUACUCGAGGCAGAGAAAAUUCCUCGAUCAUAUUUGUAAUCAAGGUACUCGAGGUAUUCGAGGAAUCGUUUCAGCCCUAAUAUUUUCCCUUAAAUGGGUAGGAUUAAAACAGCAUCUUAUCGCAAUUCGCUUUGGUUGACCCAGCAAUCAACUCAAAGUGAUGACGUCGUAUGAUCCAGCAGAGGAUGGUCUCAUCGUGACCUUGAAUCAAUGCACUCUUGACCUCAGUAUAUUAAUGUGCGGAUGUUAUUCUACACUAUCGGAAUACACCGUCAUAAAAGACAAAGCCAGGGCUGUGUAUCACUUUUGUACGACGCAGUUGUCAUACUCGUCAACAACAACAAUUUUUUUUGCUGGUAGGAGCAGUGGAGGAGGCACCACCAAUGAGACGUGAGACCGCAGUUGUUCAAAAACCCUGAAUUAUGACCUUUUUUAUGGCCAGUCCCUUGCCAAAGGCCAUCACUACCAUGACUGCAAAAUUCAGUUGUUUGAUAUUCAAACAAAGCUGACUUUUUGAAAAACUGACAAAAAUCUUGUCUAGAUGAUGUAAAUUGGAGCAUUUUUUUUUCCAAGUCUCAAGUUGAAUUAUCGGGCAUCGGCACAGGAAAAUGCAAACUCUUAGAGGAACAGUGAAUUAUCUUCUGAUAAAGACUGUAGUACCUAACAGAGCCGUUUUAAACAGGUUUCAAGCCGAGAGUAAGGGCACAGGAUCGUCUUCAUUGCUGCUGUUUUUUAUCUCCUGGUUCAAACCUUAUGUGCUCCAUUAUAAAUAAGAGGUCUGUAAAAUGAAAUGGUGCUUCCAUUGUACAAACCAAGGACAACAACCUUCAAGUGUUAGUUCCAGAGCUUUCCUUACAGUAGCCAUCAAGAAUAAGCCAUCAAGCUGUGAGUGUUAGUGUUUUUCCAUGCAGCUAGAAGCUUUAACAGCCUGAUUUGCCCUCAGACCUUUCCUUGAACCCUCUGUUGGGCUAAAGGUUAUUUGUCCAACCUCAUCCCUCGAAAAUAUGUUCUGAUGAAGAUCAGUGUUUUGAUGUUACAUGAUUGAUGAGAAGGCUGUUACAAAAUAAAAACACAAGGCUUUACUGCAAAGAGCUUGACCUGUUUUAAGCAUUGACAUCCUUGAAUACUGAUGUUUAUGCGCACAAAUGCUUUUGUCAUGUUUCAAAUUGAAAGUUGUUUCCAAAAUGGACAGUAAUCGCUGUUGUAAAUAAAAGGGUAAAGUAGCUUUUACUGUUGGUGAUUACUAUACAAUAAGUCUGAUCGGGACAAUACAGGCACAAAAAUUCAAUUUCAGAAAAGCUUUUUUGUGUGUGCUGUUAUUCACUUUCUAAAACCAGACAUAUUCACCCUCUACAUCUGCAUCUUUAAAAUAGCCCAUCAUUUCUAUUCAGCCCUGCUCAAUGUAAAUGUUUUGUGUAGCUCGAGGUACAAAGUAAAAUCACAGCAGAGGAUGGUAUUGACAGACAUUAUCUUUUUGUUUCCAGCCCUUCGUCGCCCUACAUUCCUAACAAAGAGAAAUAUCCGUGUUGAUAGGAGUGUGUUUGGUAGCAUGAUGUUCACACUGUGACAAGGCCAUCCAGACAAAUCCCAGCUGCACAGAGGCACACCUCCCCUGUGAAAGAGCUUAACACUGGCAGCUCUGUCACCUCCAAAAAGGCUGACAAGUGGAGUAAGACCGAUUUACUGAGCCAAUAUUAGCCUACAUGUCACUCUAAAAUAAUAUAACAACAAACCAAAAUGUGUUGAAAGCUAAAACCAUCGUUAUUUUCAGCACUUUUAUGCCUCAAUAAACAGUAAUUUGUUAUAAAUGUCAGGGAAGCGAAAGUAAGAAUCGCAUAAUAACUUAAGUGUCUUCUAUCUCACCGCGUUAAAGAUAAUAUUUAAUGUCAUACACACUCAGCUGGGAAUGUUGCAAGAACUGUGAUCAAUUGAUCACAUUUGAUUUAAAAAGCACACUCGGGCCUCAUUCAUGAACUGUUUUGAAGAAGGAACUCAUGCGUAAAACCCACUUUAGCAAUUUUUAGGAAGAUCAGGUAGUAAUAUCACUGUAGAGCACUGUUGCUCACAUUGCGCUGACAUGCAGCUGAAAAAUUGUGGUUGUAUCUUUAAUGUAGCGUCUUAGUUUGAUUAAAAGACAGCUUGUUACUAGGGGUGGGAGAAAAAAAUCGAUACAGCAUGGUAUCGUGAUAUUUUGUCUGGUGAUAUAUCGUAUCGUCUCAUUUGCCAAAUAUCCAUUUUUCAAAUUAAUUGCUAAUAUGAAGUUAAAUCUAUGAAAAUCAAAAAAUAGAAUCAAUAGUUUGUCCAGUGAGAUUGGCAGAGGUGACAUCAUAGAGCAGGAGAAAGUUAGAACGACAAAUAAAUAUAAGGUUUGCAAUAGGGGUGGGAGAAAAAAUCGAUUCACAUAAGUAAUCGCGAUUUUCUGUUUUACAAUUUUUAAAUUGAUUUUUAUGUUCAAAAUUCGUUUUUUUUCUAAAUUUAAUAAUAAAUCUAAAAAACUGACUUACCUGUGAUGUGUAUUCUUUAAGGAAAUAUGGUUCCUGGAAUAGUCAGUAGUACUGGUGUUAAAAAUGCAGACUGAAAAUAGAGAAAAUCGCUGCUAUCGUAGAACUGCAAUUUAAAUCAAAUCGGCAUCCAAAACAUCGUAGAAGAAUCGAAUUGGGAGAAAAGCAUAUUGUCCCAACCCUAGUUUGCAAGAUGCGUUACAUGAAAAUAAAAUACAGCGUAAAUAAGACAAACAUAAAGGAAAGACCAAUGCUGAAUUAGCUAAACAGUUGAAAAAAUUGUAUGAAUCGCAAUAUAUUGUAUUGCAAUACAAUGUUAAAAAUCGCAACAAUAUCGUAUCGUGGCCCACGGAUCGUGAUAAUAUCAUAUUGUGGGGUGACUAGUGAUUCCCACCCCUGCUUGUUACCUCUUAUUAAAGUGGAACCACCUCCCUCCUCAUGCUCACUCUGUACCUUUACUUUACUAACACACACACACACUCACACUCACACACACUUGCCUCCUUACUUGGCAGUGCAACAAAGCUCUCUUCUUUCCACCUGUGGCUGCAAUAUGGCAAAAUAUGCCAACAUUAGCCCUCCCCGUUUCUUACGUUUUGUGACAGCUACAACAUCUAUGCACAUCUAGACUUUUGAACCGUCCUCCAUCUCCUCACCUGUCUUUCCCUCUUUGUUACAAACUGGAUGUGGUGGAGUCAUGACUCCGAUGUAGGACAGCGUCUUAAAGGGACAUGAGACCAUAGCCUACCUAGACACAUCCAAAACCAACUUUUAUUUAUUUUUUGACACUGCGUAUUGACAUGGACAAAAUGAUGGCCUCAAAUCAAUAUCACAAUACUUGAAAUCAGUGCUCCUUCAAUGCUCUUUAAAAGAUUUGUGAUAUCCAAUGUGAGUUCAAGCUGAGCCACCACCAACUUCUUUGCAGAUGUGCUGUUUUUUUGGUUUGUUUCGUUUCAUUCACAAAGUUUCUUCUUGAUCUUAAUGAGUCAUCACUGACAAUCUGUUGGACAGUGGGUGCACAGGAAUGUCGGGGGUGUUUGAAAAAGCAACCAGACGAUGUAGGAAGAUGUAUGUGGCUUUAUCGGUCGCUUUUCAUGGCAUGCACUCCUUUGAGUUUGAAUCCUGCCUCAAAACAUUUGGGGAGUAACUCUCAUGACUGAUGUGCUUUGCAGGUUCAUUGACAGGGAAAUGCACAUCAGUUGAAGUCCAGAAAUCUGAAUUUCAGAUCUGGCUUUUACAAACAUUUUUUUCAAAUUUGGAGCCUAAUCACAAGGGGACUCUGUUGUGCCGGCUGCAGGAUGGACUCCCUGGGCUCACUUCCAUACCCCACUUAACUUCCUCUUUUCACGCCCAGCCAGAUGAGCGGCUGACCGCCUGACUUUAGCCCACCGGCUGGUAUUCCCUCAGUGCUUCACAUGUCGGCAUGCUGCUGAAAAGCCAGUUGGCCGAGGGGGGAAAAACCCAUGGCAUAAAAAGAGCUUGUGAGUGUGAUGUCAGAGCUGCCUGGACUCGUUUCAGCAGGACCCCUGGCAGGAGCGCGAACGCUGCGCCGUGGUGUGUGGACAUACUCCAGAGCUGCUCUGAAAAACUGGAUCCUUGUGCCAUUUUUUCCCCCCAUGUGGGUCUUUAUAUGUUUCCAAAAUGUCCAGGGUUUUCUCAGCAAUACUCCUCCACCUAUGCUGGAAAAAUGAGAUCUGAAUGGGUAAAUUGUCUUUAAGAAAUAUGAAGUAACCUCCCUCCACCCGCCUCUUCCCUCCCAAAUUAAAACACCGACCGCUCCCCCCCUGCCCCUCUUCCUCUCACUGCUUUGCCAGCUGUGCAGCCCUCGACCGCUGCCAAAAGAAACACAGGCUUACGUCAACUUCCAAAUAAGGACCUGCUACUUCACUUUGACCUGAGAGAAAGACACUAAAAGAGGGUGGAGGGGGUUUGAAAGAGGUGGAGAUAGACAGAGAAAGAGAGAGAGAGAGAGAGAGAGUGUCCCCUCCUCCUCAUUCAUACGCAUAAUAUACUCAGCUACCUGUUUGUCAGCCCAGUGCACGUAGAGCAGAGACACGAUUACCCCUCUCUCGUCUCCGUCACUCUCAUUCAUCCUUUUCGCUCUCUCUCCCUCUCUCUCUCUCUCUCUCCUUCCCUUCAUCUCUCUCUCUCUGCUUCUCUCUCCGCUCUCCCCCGCUUCCAGUCAUUCACAAUCGGAGGACGGCACCACCUGCUACCAGGUAAAAAAGAGCCAUUGAUAUUUUUUUUCCUUUUGUCGUGCAGUGAUUUUGACAUGUGUGAGCCGGUGUGAAUGACGUGAUGUGUUGUGAGGACGGGGGGGGGUUUCUCCAUUCAGCUCUUUGUUAUUGAAAAAAGCUAACUGCAUGAAUGAGGAGAGUGGUGAGUGUUGGAAAAAACAACUAUAAUCAUUUAUGAAAUCUUGAGCGAAGUGAUUUUUCAGGAAAAGUAUUUUUGCUGUUUUUAAACAUAUGCAGACAGUGCAGCCUCUGCAGUGUGAGGGUGUUUGUGUGUCUGUGUGUGUGAAUGAGGAGUGCAUAUAGUGAGAGAGGUUCGUGGGCAGUGUUAAAGCAGCUCACAGCUCAGACUGGGAGUGAAUGAGCUCCCUGUGUUGUGCAUCCAGCCUCCUAUGCUUGGCAUGUCCUCCUGUGGACUGACAGGGGAGCACUCCCGAGGAGCAAACACACACACACUCGCACACUUACACACACACACACAUAUAAACACAGAUAGAGAACUGGCUGUGUAUGCACUCACUCCCAGAGGGCUCUCCUCCUCUCCUCUCCUUCGUCUCCCUGGAGAGCGCCGCUCUCAGGCUGCUGAUGAAGCUGCGCUGUCUGACUUGACAGCGUUGCUAACCCUCAGCUGACAUUGUGUUGGAGACCCACAACAGAUAAGAGUGUGUGAUGCUGCUAGUCCACCAGAUGAAGCUGUGGAAGAAAUAAGUCAGGACUGAAACCCUCUUUUUGUUUGUGUUUUAUCCAGUCAAAGUCUUUCUGUUUUCUCAAUUUCCCAGUCUUGUUUGUCGAGCCUUUUCAAGCAUUUUUAGACAGAAAGGACAGCGGACAGAGUUGGAAACACACUAGAAAGAGAGAGUGAGAGAGAGUGAGAGUGACAUAGUGUGAAGGCUGAGGGUGGCAGUUGAACCCCAGGCUGCCACCUCAAGGGCUGCUGCUUCUACACACGGGAUAUUAGAUGUAAUACCCAACAGUGCACUGUAACAAAGUACAUUUACUUGAGUAUUCUGCUUUAGUUCCUUUUUUUGAGAAAACUUGAAUAUUAUUUUUUACUGUGACAUGUCAAGACAAAUCUUGUACUUUUACAUCCACUAAAUCUCUACAAAUGUUCCUCUUACACAGUAUUUCUGGAACUGAUGUCAGCUGAUAAAUUUUCUUUUCUUUUCUAAAAUCCAAAUCAUGAGUCGAUAAACUGUAGUUCUGCAUGUAAUUUGUCAGACCAGGUCCAUACAGAUAUUUUUGAAAGCCGUCUUGAGCAAGCUGCAAUCGUAAACAACGUCGAGAUCUAUUGAGUAUGACAUUAAUUGCAGUGUAUUGAUGAAGUCAAGCUAAGUUAAGUCUCUAUUUCUGCUGUCUCCAUGAAAACAGAAAAAACUUAAUAUAGAAUUAUGACCAAGUCCUCUCAAAAGUCAUCAUAUGUCUGUACACAGCCCAGGUAGUACUGCUGUACCUCUAUGUUAAGUGACUGAACAUAGAACAACACUGGGCAGAUGUCACUCAGAUCAGGCAGGUCGUGGAGAUGAGGCAAUGAUGGCUACAGCAUAGAAGGAUGACAAUAUCCAGCACUCAUGACCGUCAUUGAUAUUCCUGAAAUAAAGAAUGAUUUGAUUUUAAAAAUUUGCACAUAUUUCAUCGCAUCAGAAAAAAAACAAAACACUGUGCAACCCAAAAAAGUAUGUCAAGGUUUGUUACUGAACAUUUGUUUUAUUCCAGUUUAAAUGGUUUUGAACAGAUUUAUCGGUUGCGAGUUGCCAUUUCUUUUUGAUAGCUGGUUGCGUCUGUUAUUCUUCUUAUUAUAUUUAGAGAUCCAAUCCUGGAAGUAAUAAAGUGUAAAUGGGUUUCUAAGCUUCACCACAAGUAACUAAGUUUUUGUCGACCACUGCCCAAUCACAGACUUCUGCUAGCUUUGAAUGGAAACAGACUUUAGCAAUCAUUCAUUUGCUUUCUUAAACCCAUGACAAACAGACCUUCAUCAGACAGAUCCAGGACAUCUUUUUUAGUUAAACCCACUGAACUAUAAUUUUAACAUUUCAUCCAAUCUUUUACGCAACCUUGUGCAUUCCAGACGCCAUGACAUGCCAUUACAUAAGGUGUAAAAUGGGGUGACACCGCACAAAGGCAGGGGGGGCGGCUGCUAUUGUGCGCAUAAUCCUGUUUAAAUUGAUCUAAAAUAAAAAUAUGGUGGCUCAAUCACGACUCAGAGAACUUACAUAACAUUUUAGCUGAGGUUGUCUGGAUUUGGGGGGUAGCUAGCAAGCAUUUGAGGAUACUUCAGGAAAUGAGUUCACUACAGGAGACCAAUGAGGACAUGUGUUACAGAUGAUACGAGUAAACCAUGUUUUAAAUUUGCACAUAAAAGUAAACUUGUUCAGAACUGACAAAUCUAAUAUUUAUGUUCACACCUUUAGAUUAUUUUUGUAUCAAUAUUCUGUGCUUGUUUUUUUUUUUUUGGGCAAAAUCUGAUUGAUCAAAAGAUGCUCAGGUUUUACAUUGUUUGACUAUGACACACUAGCAGUGCUUUUAUCAAUGACGAUGGAGUAUGAAAUUACAUAACGCUUAAGCUUAGGUUUUACAGAUUGUCAGGAUAUGAUGCACAACAAAAUAACCCUGGAAAUGACAUCACAACAACCACAAAUAACAAUUUAAGGCCUUAAAAGUCCUUAUCUAAUGUAGAGAUUUAACAGUAAUACUUCUACUCACAAACUUGCUGCGUGUACCUUUGAGAAAACUGCACCUUUUUUUCAGGAGUGUUUUCCUGUUGGGUCAGUCUUUAAAGGAAAUAGGACGUGAAUGUUUAAAACUGUUUCUGUGGUUGAGCUGUUGAGAACAAUGUGGUUUAGUUUUAUAUAGAAGCCGGUUUUGUGUCUUUUCGUCACCCCCGUGUUCAGUUUGCGGUCCUUCUUUUUGGUUUCUCCUGAAAAGAAUCUGGGAGUAAAAGUGUAGUACGGAUACAAGACUCCCAAAGUAUUGAUUUUCCUUUGAGAUGUGUACCGAUCUCUCCUUAAAAAAGCCUCAGUUUCUAGGAGGGAGGCACCUUCGCCUGCCUCGCUCUCUCCUUCUCUCUGUAGUCAGUGAGGAUGCUGGAAGAUAAAUUUAGCCCUCCAGCUCUCCUUCCAUCUGCUACCACAUGGUUUAGGGCCGUUACCAUAGGAACCACCGCUGGGUGCCCAUUAGUGUGAGAAGAGGAAAUUGACAAGAUUUUUAAAAAGCCAUUUAUACAAUAUUCUCUGUCUGUGCCGAGUCUGAAUGGACGCAGCAUUUCACAAAUUUAUAUAAGAGAGUUUUUUUGUGUACCUGGGGUGAUGUGUUCCAGUACCUUCAGAUUUGAGCACACUCUGCAGAGAGUAACUACGACUGUGUGCCCACACUGCAAAUAUAUAACCUGCAACGAUUACGUUACAUAAUUAUUGGCUUGGGUUUAUGGCAGACAGACACAUGGAGAGCCCAGAUGUGAUAAGAGACACGAGGUUUAGUAUUAUUUUAAACCUAGAGCUUCACUAUUAUUAAAAAGUGCACUUUAACUCUCCCAAAGCAUUUUGUGGAACAAAAUCAUGAAAAGAAUAAUAUUUAACAGCCUGAUCAGCAUAUACAUUUGUCAAAAUUUCCAUGGGGCAUCAGAAUAUGUUGGAUUUCCAGAAAAAGAGGUGUUGUGAUCUCUUUUUUUCAUGAAAUCCAAAAACAGUGUAAGAAAUGAUGUCAUUGUGUAGCACGUAGAUGGAGAGAGCAUUUUUUUUUAUCAAUGGGGGGAAUCCCCCACCCCACAAAUUCUUCCCAUAGGGGGAUUUAUAAAUGCUGAAGGUGGAAAUGAGGUUAUUUCCAUGCUUUAACAUGCUGUGAUGAGUUUUUAGCAGGUUGUGAAACAGACUCAAAUCAAUGCAAACACAUGUAAGCUGAAGCACCUAACAGCAUCGGGUCAUUGAAUUUUUCUCAGGAUAUCUGGGACUGCUCCCUUCUUUCUCUUUUGCUAACUACUGUCAGAUAUUCUGUAAGUUAUAGCAUUUUAGUGUCAAUUCUGAUACUUGUGUAUUCAUCUUAUUUCUGUUUCUAAAGUUCAAUUGAGAUUACUGGUAUCACUGUUAUAAUGAUAGUAUUUAUUGGAUACUUAGGUAACUAAGGUACUUCAUCAGUUACUAAGGUAACUGAUGAAUUAAAUGUCUUAUCCUGAUGAAAAUUAGAUUUUUUUUAUUUUAAUCAAAAGCAUCUUUAUUAGCAAACUGUGUGUUUAUGAGGUGAUGAACAGCUAACACUGGCUCAUUUAAGCAACAAAAAACUCCCUCCCACUGAGCUUUUUGGUCUAAAAGAGGUCUAAUAGAUUUCUAAAUGUAGCCUAGACGACAGGUCUAAAGUCAGGCUACCACAGGUCUAAAAAUGAAAGUUUUAGAUUUUUAGAUUUAGACCAAGUCUAAAUCGAGGCUAUAUCUAUACUACACUGUAUAUUGCUCAACAGUUAUCAUAAUUAUUUUGGUUAAGUACUUGGAGAUCAGUUAUGCAACUCACAGUUGCUUUUUGAAAUAAAUAGUUAUCGAAUAAUGGGUUAAAAUGCAACGUCUAAAUUCCAUUAAAAAAAAUACAGAAUCUAGACAGUUGAAAUUAGGUCUAAAAAAAACUAGAAAUCUAACUAAAAGUCUAAUAACCGUCUAUUGCUCAGUGGGCUGUGUUGUUAGAAUUAAAAACUAAUCACUUUCCAACAAACAGCUAGCCUUCAAUAAUCCACAGCAGUUGACAACAACGGGCUACAGUCACAGUUCAGUUGACAACAACGGGCUACAGUCACAGUUCAGUUUGGCUAACAUUAGCAAUCCCUCACAAAUUAGCUGAGAACAGUCACUGAGCAGCUAAAAGGGACGAGUGAUGGACAGAGAGUGAACUCCGAUUAUAAAACGAGUGGAAGCUAAUGAGACAUUUUAAUCAUAGAAUGCAAAGUUUGUUCAAAGAGGUCCAUUGACAGACAGUCACCUCUAUUUACAGAACACUUGUGCAAUGAACUGAAGUGAGACAUGAAACAUUAUACGUCAUACUAGGUCACUGUAAAAAUUUAUAGGCUAUUAUGUGUGCGGGAUUUUCUUAAUUAUGAGUGCAGGACUGCAGAAAAUCAUUAUUUUGUGCAUGAUUCCUACAAUCCUGUGAUUUUUUUAUCAUUACUAUUUUAUAUUAAUAUUCAUUUAGCAAUAUUUUAUGAUCAUUAUGGCAGACCUGAUAGGAUUUUUCUGUUUCUAAAUAAGAGCUGCUUAUCAGUGUAAAGAAAACAUCUGGAGCUGUUUAUAUUAGAAGUGCCCUGCAACUGUUCAACUUGAGAACCGCUGAGGUUAAAACCCCACAGCAGAGGGGAAAACAAGAUCCCUGCAGAGAAAGGGUUAAGAAAAAAAUCCUGCAUUUGCUAUUAGAGGUUCAUUUACACCCCUCAUGGUGCAAAUGAACAGUCCUUAGUUAACUCGGGGAUAAGUGCGAGUCUUGCAAGUGUAAAUGAACAGAUGCCGUACAAAAUCUUAAAAACGUCACAUGGUUUUAGGAGGCUAGUGUUGUACUAAUAGCGCCGUGUCUGACAUCUCACUUCAGACACCCUCACCCCCAGGCGGACUGUAAUGUUUUUGUGAUGUCUCGCAGUCUGAGCCGUUAGAUACAAUUUUAGGAUUUGCAUAGACAACUGUUCUCGUAGUCACACCACUAGACAGUGAGACCUAUGGCAUGUUAGUGAUUUCCUCUUAAGUACAUUGAAUGCAAUAAAACUAUAUGUCAUGACUUUAUUUUGUUAUAAAACAAAGUUAAAUGGGUCCAGUUUUCGUUUGCCACAUAAACUCUUCCGACAAGUUUAACCGAAGACAGUUAUCAACCUGUUCUCAGUAAUUUGGACCAAAUCCAACAGCUCUGCCGUCUUCCACCAGUAUGUGGGUGUAGAAACCAGCUGGUCAGUACGUGGGCAAUGUUGUUUACUGUUUCAGUAUGCUGGCACAAAAAAAUCACUGGGAGUUUUCUUCAGUAUCAUUGAGUCACCUUGUGUGUGUGUUCCCAUUGCCAACAGUCACCCCUUGCAAGUUAUUUGGCCAGACCUUUUUAACCAUUUGAUGAAAAAAAGAAACAGUUAUGAAACAUACAAAUAUUCAGAUGUGCAUAAAUGUGACGGAUACUGUCGCAAGUCUCAACUGCUUGAGUCUGGGUUACCGGGGUAAAAAUCAGAGCAGAGACCCCAUCCCCUGAGUCUCAGUCAAAGUUGAAUCCUCAUUUUUAGCAUCAUUAUCAAUUACUAAUAUUAUUUAUAUUAUUUAUUAUAAAUCAUUGAUAAACUUUGUGUGAGGCAGAAGCUCAGUUUAAUUUCCAACUGAGAUUCUGCUCAAUUCUGUCAGCGUAUCUGGAGAUAUUAAAUUAUCAAUGAAGUUACAACACCAUGUGUUUGGCAUUAGCUGUUCACUGCAACCCUCCUAACAGAGAGACGGAUUCACUGAUUUUGCUGCAGUAAGAUCACCGUAAACUCAACAAUACCUGCUAUUUGUGUGAAUUCUAUCUAACCAAACAUCUGGAUCUGGUGGUUGAGUCCAGUUAGAGGUUAACAUCAAUGCUAAGUAUACAAAUGGUAGUGUAACAUAAUUGGAAGUCUAUGUAGGCACUUAAAAGCAUCUCAUCUUGGUAGCACUGCUUUGGGGGUAAUGCAAGAAAUUGAAUAAGUUAUUUUGUUAAUAAAAAGUUAAUGUAAUCCCAUCCAUCUCCUGAGUCCUUCUGAAUGCGGAGUGAAGUCAUGAGUCCUAAAAAUCAGGAACUGAGUUGGACUUGAGUCUAAGUUCUGAUCCUACUACUACUACAAAUAGGGAUGCUCUGAAGAGGCUAGUUGCAUAGUUGCCCAAAUAAUUUCUUGCCAACUAAUCCAAUGAUAAGAAAACACUCAACUGGGAAAAAAUAGUUGUAUCAAACAGCAGAGUUUUCGUUACAGGCUAACAUCCAAAUACCUUUGCGUAUCACAUAUUGUUCUGGUCAAGUUCACCAGACAUAGCCAACAUAGAACUUGGGCUCUAACCAAGAAAUGGGCUCUAACUUUGUGCUAACAAAGAAAAUAGUCCAAUAAAAUUAACAAAUAAAUCUAUAGUUCGACUUACAAUAACUAGGCGUGUAAAGAAACUGACUCUCAGGUUUGCAUGCCACUGUCCCUCAUGUAAUCCAAGUGUAACUUAAUUCUGCAGCAAAACUUCACCUCAGGUGAUUCAAAAUCAGACCCAAAAAAGACCAAAAUGCAUCAUUUUAUUCGUAAUUCUUUACUAAAUUCAUAUCCCACACUCAUAUCUCAUGUUCCUCAGUGAAGUCUGUCUUUUUUUAAGAUUUCUAUUGAGUCCUUCUUGCUGCAGAAAGAUCCUUGUCAUUUUAAGAGAGUGGGUGGGAUAUGUACUGCUGUCCAGCAGAGAGAAACUGUGGUUCACAGAUUUGUAAGAAGUAAUGCAUGGUUGAUUAGAAGUGUUUGUGGAGCACAGCAAAUUCAAGUUAUGCUGUUACGAGAGUGUUCCUGUCACAGUCAUUGGACAAAUUUCCUCUCUCUUUCUCUCUCUCUUUUUUCUCUCUCUCCUUCUCUAGGAAGGUUAACGGAAUCAUCAUUUUUACCGGCUGCUUGCUGAUAUAUUUUUGUACAGAAAUAUUACAUAAACCAUUCUUCUUUAAAGCAUUCGGCAGCCAGAGGGAAGCAAAGCUGAAUGUUAUGACACAUACAGGGAUUAUGUAACACACGAAGCAUAAAUAUCCAUACUAAGCAAGCAAGGGGGUCAGGAGGUUAUCUAAAAGUUGAAAUGUAUGUGCUGGUCUAUAUAAUGAGUUGUUUGUCUUUGCAGAUCUGUAUUUUUAGAAGACUGAAGAAUCCAGUGCAGCAUCAGAGCGAGUGGCAGCAGGACUGAAUGCUUCAUGAUGGGAAACUUGAAAUCAACAAGGCAGAGGAGGACUUCCUGCACAGUAAAUGACAUCCUACAGCUGCACUCUUUUAUAACCUGCUUCUGCAUUUGAUGGCAUCACUCUGCUGUCAGGCAGCGAAGUCUAAGAAAACAAGUGAGGAGUAUGAGUCACGUCAGUCAACCAGAGUGGAUACAACUUGAUAGGAUUCUUGCACUUUAAGCCCAUUAUCCAGUUAAUGAUUUGGCUUGAACUCUGUAGCCUGGCAUAGGCAGACACAUCCCACUUGUCUACAGGAGGCCAUUUUCUUAUUUUAUGGAGGCCUUGCAUAGUUGCCUGACGACUGGGGAGCAGUCCGGUGGGCAAGAGCAUCAUCAGCCAGAGUCUCCUCCCCAAGGCUCCCAGUCUAAGUCACCCCCCAAGUCUAGCGAGGAACAGCAAACUGGCUCUCGAAAGCCUCAUGGCACAGUACAGCAAACCAAACAGUCUAGAAGACAGCAUCAUGAACGUAAACGUCUACGACAUCAGAGGCAGAGCAUUGACUCGGAUACAGCGCCGGAACCCAAACAUGAGGCAACAAAACAAGGAACAAGAGUCCCACCAUCUUCAGCAGGUGGGCCAUCCCAGCCUAAACCAGAAACCCAAGAAGGCACGCCAAAACAGAAACGUGAGCGCAAGCCUCAGCGGCCAGGAAAAUAUGUCUGCACCUACUGUGGUCGUGCAUGUGCAAAGCCCAGUGUCCUGCAGAAACACAUUCGCUCCCACACAGGUGAAAGACCAUAUCCUUGUGCCCCAUGCGGCUUCUCUUUUAAGACUAAAAGUAACCUGUACAAACACCGGAAAUCACAUACGCACAGGGUUAAGGCAGGCCUGGCACUUGGGGAAACAGGGAGAUCUUUAGAGGAGCCGGCCACUGAGUCAGAAGAUGAAAGCAGACAGCCAUCAUCAGCAUCUUCCCUCACAGAAAGACAAGGCAGUGUAGCCUCAAUCAAAAGUCAUGAAACAGACAGAGCCAAAGAUUGUACUGGAGGAAGCGAUGACUCCUACGCAGUUAAGAAGAGACUAGCUCUGCGUCUAAGUAGAGGAAAGCAUGGCCUCCAUGACUCAUCUUUUGAAAAGACUUCACCUCUAAUUCUAGGGAGUAAAGGAAGUACAGAAUCAGGAUAUUUCUCUCGCUCUGAAAGUACAGAGCAGUCACAGGACAGCCCCCCUAACACAAGUGCCAAAAGCUAUGCGGAGAUCAUCCUUGGCAAGUAUGGACGUCUCGGACACCUACAGAGGAUGGCUCGGCACCAUAACCAGCAGUCUUCUGGUCAGGAGGACAAAAGCAUCCCUUUCACAGUCCCGAAGAAACAGGUUAUAGACCACAUCACAAAACUUAUCACUAUCAACGAAGCAGUGGUGGACACAAGUAAAAUUGACAGUGUAAAACCAAGGAGAUUUUCACUCUCGAGAAAGAACAGUUCAGAGUCUCAAAAGAGUUCAACUCUGAAAGAACCUCUCAUUCAUAGCCCCAAAGCUGGAGAUCUGGGCUACAAAACCAGUGGCUCCAUCACCAUGGGAGUUCCAUGUGAAAAGUUUCAGCAUCAAUCUGUCAAUGUGGAGCACCCAGCCGGCCAAACAUCCAAUACCUCUCUGAUAAGAAGUCAUUCAAUGCCGUCUGCAGCAAGCACUUUAGACACCUCAAGUAAAUAUUGCCCAAGUCAAUCCUUUGAUGAAAGACCACAUGGAUCCCGUCACUAUGGGAUGCUUAGACGGCAGCCUGCUAUUGAAAUCCCGCUUGGUUCUGAGCUCACAAAAGAGGAACACGACGCCUCUCAUUCAUUUUAUUCUGAUAGUUUAACCACUGUGCCUGACCACAAGCAAAGUCAUCCACAGCCAUAUGAGUGUGAGGCCUGUGGCAUUGGAUGUAAAGACUGGGAAGGUUACAAAAGACACAAGCAAAAUCUUUGCCUUGUACACCAUCCUAGAAAUGAGGUUGUAAUAAGUCAAAUGGAGUGCUCUCAGUUGAGCAACCACACAUUCAGAGCAGGAGCUUCAGCACUGCGCAAAAGACGGAAAGAAGAGAGUUUUGAAUUUGAUGACCCUUCUUCUCCUACAUCACCUUCUCCUGCCCUCUUGUCAGGUAGACAUAAAGAUGAAGGUAAUUCAACCCACGAGGGCCCCAGAAGACCUACGCUGCAAACCUGUUCUGUAAUACAACACACUAGUUCAUUUGAAAAACAGGAAUCAAUGUGCAAUGAGAAUCAGGGCACGGAGACAGCGAAAAACUCUCCAGUGUCUGAAGAAUACCAACUGGUUCCACAGGUGCAACCCCAACAACAAACGACAAAACCGUCAACCAGGAAGCUGGUCCGCCAACUCAGCGUGCAGGUUCCAGAAAUACUGGUCACAGAGGAUUCUAAUAUGAACACGGGAACAGAAACAGAGACAUGCUCCCAGGUGAAACAGUCAGAGAAACCUGAUGAGUUUCAGUGGCCACAGAGAAGCCCCUCAUUGGCCCAACUUCCCAUUGAAAAGCUUCCCCCAAAGAAAAAGCGCUUACGUCUAGCUGAGGCAGCCCAGUCCUCUGGUGACUCCAGUUUUGACUCCAUAUCCAUGCCCCACAGUCCAAGCCAGGACAGUAGUACAUCUUAUGCAUCUAGUCGUUCUACAUCCUUUGAGGAAUCAAGCAGACCAGAUGUAGAGACAGCAACGUCGACACCACUGAGGAGAUCAAGGGCUCCUCAUAUGUUAACAGUUCCUGGAGUGCAUCAGCACAGAGAAAUGAGGCGCUCAGCAUCUGAACAGGCCCCCCAUGACCCACAACCAAGUGUCCUAAUGGCAGAGACCCGGAGCAAGUCUUUUGACUACAGUUGUCUAUCCCCUGAACGCACAGCAGUUGGUUGGAGGGAUCGAAGAAAAUGCCUCCUCAUGAGACAUACUACUGUUCAAGAUCCAGACGAGGAGGAAGAGGAGGAGGAGAAGUGUACCAAAAGUAGUCAUAGUCCUGAACAUGCCAGCCCAAGACCAUGUUCUCAGAGAAGCCCAACUUCUGUGUUCGGCAGUGGAUCAUCGACUUCCCCAUCGUCAGGGGACACAGCGACGCAUAAUCAAGUGAAAUCACAAUGUAAAGAGAGGUUCUGUAAAUGGAAGCUCAGUCAGAAUAUUCAGCUGACAGGCGGCACAGAAUACUCUUUCACCCAGUCUGCAGAUCCUUUAAAAGAGGAGGCCCCAAACAUCUGUGCAGGGGAGCCCCCUCCUUUAGCACCACAGCCCUAUGCCACACAUGGACCAUCUGGGGCUGCCCGAGCUCAUUACCUCCCCUUGUCUACAGGACUUAAACUAGAGAUUCCUUUCUGUCAUGAUGAUAAUCUAGAAGUUCGAGUUACUCACUCCCACAUCCAGCACUCCGCCCCCCGCAUCACUUGCAGUCCAGAAAUACUAAGACCGGUCACAUCUCCAGCAGUAGCAGUGCGCCUCCAAACAGACACUCUCACCCUAGCAUGUGCCAUUUACACCACGCUGUCUCAGUCCACCUCCUCCAGAUCUCCGGAGAAGCUGAAUUCUGAUCCACAAAAUUUAAGUAUCCCAACAGGUGAUUACAGAGACAAUCGAUCUCCAAGUUCAGACCUUCAGUUGUGGUCUGACGAUGGCCUGAGGAUAUCAGGCUCUGGAGGCAAUAAGCGCAUGCUUUCUCCUUCGAACAGUAUAGAGAUCCCUAUUGAGUCACGGCAGCAGCAGAAACGGGUAAAAGAAGAAGAGGAGAGGGAGGUGGGGUUUGUUGACGAGACACUGGUGGACACCUGCAAUCAGGAAUUCAAAGGGGAAAUUCAGACAUGUCUCCCCAGUGUUUGCCCUCCUGCCAUGCAUGUUGUACCUUCAUUCCCCAGUCUGCUAUCCAGCACCUGUAAUAGCUGGUGUUAUUUGAACUACAUAAAACCAAACCCAUCGACUCUGGAUGAACAGAAGCCCUCAGUGUAUUCAUCAUGGUCCACCAGCAGCUAUGACCCCAACCCACCUGGCCUGUCCAGCAAAACGGCUCUCUCUCUGCUGCACAGUAAACAGAGGCUCAGCCCCACCAUCUACACUACAUCACCCAUGUCAGUUAGGGGGGCAGAGGAAAUGGAGCAAGGGAAUAAGAGAAGACCGUGCUCCACUGAGGUAAGCUCAAUACCAACACCAUCACAGUUGUCUUUAUAUUUGUAUUUAAAAUUACCAAAAUAAGAGAUUCUUGAAAAUUUCAUUUUUUAAAAUAUCAAUCAAAACCGAGAAGGAUACAGAGGCCAGACUACAUCUUGUGAGCACCAUUGCAGCCCAAUCUGGUAGACGUGGUUGGCCCUACCAAAUUUUUCUCUCUGUUUUCCACGGUUUUCUUUUUGCUUUUUUUAGGCUUCACUGCACAUAACAAGUAUCAUACCGAAGUGUGUAGAAACAUGGAUGUAACCUCAGUGAUUUCACCCAUUGGUUUCUGAAGCAGUGUCAAUUUUGCAAUAACACCUUGUAAUAAAUAUACCAUGAGAGAUGGUCGAUGGCGUGCGACAAGGGAUGGGCGAUAAAUUAUUGUUCACAAUAUACCAUCAGAAAAAACCUCCAUGAUAGAUAUUUGCCAUCUCCUGAUAGAUACGAUAAAUGCAAGUUGAAUAUGUGAGCGUGAGUGACAGCCAUAGCCCACACAGAGCAGAAUAACAAACACACAUGGCUGAAGGUUAUGAAGAAGACAUUUUUGAAAAGCUCGUUACUAAAUUUGGCUCCGCAUGAGGGAUUUCCUUCAAGAUUGGGGCUUAGAUGAGCGCAGUCAGUUAUGACUGACAUUGGACAGUGGAUCUGUUGCUGUUCACUCUGUCAUUAGUUUUCUCCAUAACCUACCACUCAAACUUCUGCUUAAGUAUCUUAUUUGGCUACUCCAACUGGUGUUCUCAAGACAUAAUGAGUCAAAACUAUAGACUGGAAUUAUAAAAAAUUUUAUCAGGACUUUUAUUGUUAUCGCUAGAAUGGCAAAUCUUAUCAUGAUAAAUUUUUUUGCCCAUAUCGCCCAUCCCUACAUGCAAAAUGACAACAGGGUAUUGCAUUUAAAUAAAUGGUGCUCAAAGUUAGGAAGUCAUGAAUAAUUGACACAUGGUCUACUCUCGGACCGUGCAAGAAAAGCAAGCCACUACUAGGCCUUUUGCCCCGUUAACUAGUUUGAGAGUACUGCAUGAGUUGGGUUAGAAUCUCAAGAUUGAAUUGUAGACAUUAUCAUGGUUGUCUUAAUGUGCAUUAACAGUUGAUAUUAAACAAAACUUUCAAUGAGAAUUCCCAAUUUUUUCUCCCUGGGCAUGCUGGAGCAGGGUUGGUGAAUUUGCCCAUGUUUCUUUCGAGUGUAGGUUUACAAAAGCCAGUCGUGCUGCAGAGACCAGGAAGGAUCCAAGAGGGGGCAGUGGUCUGCAGGUGACAACAGCUCGAACAGGAAAGAGGAGAAGGACAAGGAGGAAAAGGAGGACGAUAUACUCUUGUGCUCCAGAGACACAAAACUACCAAGUGUUUACAUCCCAGAGACAGGGUGAGUCUGAACUCAGGGCUUCUCAGCACUGUGAGAUGUACAAGAACCAAAAAAAAACCUGUCUGUAUCCAUUACGAUCCGACUUACGUAAUUGCUUGCUAUGUUUAUAUCUUGCGUCACAUAUCGUGGUAAGUUGUGGAAACUGUGUCUAUCCACCUUGAUGGAGGGGCCAAGGGUUGGCUGCCUACACCAACAGAGCCCGUCUGUUAAAGAGCUGAAGCCAGGAAACUACCUAGCUUCCUUUUGCGCCUGCAGAGAUUCAUUUACACCAACCAUCACAGCCAUUCAAAGAGAGCAGCAGCGCGUUUUAAUGCGAAACAAGCACAUGAUACACAGAACAAACUAUAUCAGAAAAUGGCAAAAGGUGUACUGUCAGUUUUAUUAAAGAUUAAGCAUUUUUUUAGAGAGUUUAAAGGAUAAUCCCGCAUGUUUUUCAAAUCUGUCUUCAAACCAUUCUCAGGCUCCUGUGUAAUCAUUGACAGAGCUUAUACUUGCUGUUAUCCCUCCUGCUUGUUCUGGCUGAAAGAUCCAUUCUUAAUUACUCUAAACUGAAAAGAUGGAGGACAAAAUCAAGUCCCCAUUAUGUGCUAAAUUAUAUUCCACAGUUUAUCUAACGCUUACAUAAGGCUUUAACAGUCUGAAAUCUUUCUUCAUCACAGUCUUUUGGUGUUAAAUGCCUUUUUUAUUCCAUUCAUUGCUGCAGAGUCAACAGAAACACUGAGGUUUAGACAUUGUGAUAUGUGUUUAAUAUGUGUAAUGUUAUAUCUAGCUUGACUGUUGAUAAGAGAUCACAGUAAUAAUAUAGAGUUUUAUAUUCAAAACCUAAUAAGAAUACUACUGCUACCCCAGCUCCUCCCUUUUAUACUGUCUGAGUUUACCAGUAUCAUAUGUAUUAUUACUGAUGCCUGCCACAGGGUCUUUGCUGCUGCUCUCCCCGCCUUAGCUUUUCAGAUAUGCACAUUAGGGAUGCACCAAUCCAAUAUUUGAUAUUUGUAUCGAUCCCAAUACUGAAGAAAAUUCUAGAUUGGGUAUUGUGACAAUGGGCCCGAUGCAUAGGGGCUGAUCUAUUCAGUCUAACUCUAUGCUAUACACGGUGAGUGGCAUCCACAAGUAAACACGCUGAGCGGAUGCCCACAUUGUUUUCAAAAUGGAGCCGAGCAAAGUGGUCUGCUAUCUUGAACAAACUCAACGGCCAUUUGCAAUACCUGCGCAGUAAACGUUCUGAGAGGCAGUGGUAAAAUUUUAGGUUACAACAAAGGGUAAUUCGGUGCGACCUUUCUGUAUCGGAAUUGGGUCGGUAUCGGCUGUAGAUAUCUUUAUCGGUAUCAGAGGUGAAAAAAGCAGAUCGGUGCAUCCCUAAUGCUUAUGAAACAGAAGGGCGCUGUGCCCUCCCUGCCUCGUAGAAGGUCAGAAAACUCUAACAACAGAGCCAUACUGUCAAAUAUAGCUUACUGAAUGCAAAUCAUUAAUUUCCUGUCAAAAAUGAUCUUGAUACAGUUGAUCGCUGCAAUCGCUGUAUAUCCCUCUUAACAGUGGUGUGCUGUGAAGAAAUAACAGACCAUUUAAACGGCUCCUGUGUGACAACAAAUCAGAAUCAAGAAUCGAGGCUUUGGCACAACCAUGUAGUAAAAAAAGAUAACAUGAAUGACUCAUUGACUACCAGAUUAGUAAAACUCUCUUUGCAGACCUGUUAGGUAUAAGUUUAGUUCCGCCAUUUCUCAAAUUAAUUUGUUCCGAGAUCAAACCGGACAGGCUCUGUACUUCUGAUUCUCAUCCGAAAUAAACACUGCUGCGAGGAGACGCAGGAGAGUGCGGAGAGGUGCCAUCUGUGUGUCUCUUUUUGGUUUGGGAGUGUGUCUGUGAACAAAUCCCUGUUGUGAGUCAUGUUGACUCUCAUCACACUCUUCCUAAAGGAGUGAGUCAUCCUCGCGCCUGCUAGCUCGCUUCUCUCCGUCUGAACAGUCUGUCUGAGGGACAAAAGGACAGAACUGAUGCAGCCAUGCCGUUGAACAUCACCUCCUUUUCCUUUUGUUGUGAGUAAAGGCAAGGGCUCCUGGAUUUAAAUCGUCAGUGAGAAUGCAAGUUCAUAAAAAGCUUUGGUUACUUUAAAAUGUUUAUGUAGAAGGGCAAAGUGGGCCUCUUUCAUUCACCUAAAAGUUUUUCAAGAGCGUUAGAGACACCAUUUAUGACACCCAGUAUUUCCAGCCAUGUGAAAGUAGCUGAAAAAAGGUCAGAUUAAAAUCAGGAUGAUUGUUUGUCAUAGGAAUGUGUUUUCAUUUUGUGUUUUUUCUUGCUUAUUUGGAGCAGCAGCUGGUCAGGGCCAGGGUUUCCCUCCCUCUGGCGCCUGUUUUUAUUGGCAUGCUGCAUCAAACCCCAGGACCUUGGGCCACAUUGCAGGCUCCCCCCUUGUUUAGACUCGGAGGUGGUGUGAGCUGUGAUGGGUUGUAAGGCAGAAAGGUGGGGGUUAGGGGUUGGAGGGGGUCUGGUCUUGGCUUAUGAAAGCUGCUCUGUGUAAGCUGAAGUGGGCGCCUCGCUGAGGGACCCUCAGUGUGCGUGGCGGGGUGGACCCCGGGUCCAGCUGCCACAGUGUGAGCUCCCUGUGUAGCAGAGGCCAAACAGAUAGCGCACUCACGCUGGAUAAAUACAAGCACUGAAAGCUGCUUACAGGUGCUACAGGGCCUGCAGCCUGUCAGUCAGCUCCAGUUACACUCUUAUUGAUUGUGACCAUCAUCCUCAGAGGAGCAGCAUCAAUAGACAAGUGACAGGGCAACGCUCUGAGGAUGAAACUGAAACCUCUUGCUCUCUUCACACCCACAGAUCAAAUGUGAAGCAAGCUACCAGUCAGAGUGGAGGUGGAGAGAAGAGCCAGUGUGACAACUGUGUUCAACAAAAGUGCAUCCCUGGCAUCAGCACUUCGUUACUGUACACCUCCAAACAAUCAAGUGUUUCUUUCAAAGCCAAAGGUAAGAUUCAGAGUAAUGGUUCAAUAAGUGGUAUUUGCAUGGUUUGUCACCAUGAAUCAAGCAUGAGCACAGUUUUUCUAGGGAGUUUGACUGAUUGAACACAUUUGUUUUUACUCCUCUCCCUUUUUAAGCUGUGCUGCUGCAACUUUUUUAAGUUCUUUGUAUUUGACUUUUAGUACCAGGAUGGCAAGAUAUUUACAGUAACAUUCAAAAUCACGAGCGUAGUUGCUUUUUAGGGACAGGCAAAUGUAACGUACACUGAGGUUACUUAGAUAGCAUAAUUUCUACUUUUUGAGCUUCUCAUCCUAAAUCUAUUUCAGGAAAAAAAUUACGACUUUUAAAGUCAUUCUGAAAUAGUGUUAAGUACUUCCCUGAGGUAUCUUUAGGUAUUUAGGGGGUUCACAUCCUUCCACAUAGCUGCAUUUUAGACAUUCAGUCAAAAUUAGUUGGGCUUUGUUCCCUAUGAUUUGCAUUUCCACAGUCAAAAGUUAGGAGAGGUAUUAAAAUAAUGACAAUAAUUAAUCUGUAAAAUUAUGUACCACAAUGUAUAAUCAAAUUUAUGUAAACUGACAUUUAAAUUUAAUUCCAAGUUCAAUAAAUUAUUUUGAUAGCUUGUGUUUCCAAAGGUUACUAACCAGUUCUUUUAACUGUUUUUCUUCAGCUCUAUAAUUUAAGAACUACCAGAAAGUAGUAGACUUAUAAAUGAAAGCAUCAUUUUUUUUACGUUGUAAAUGAAGCAAGCUCAACUUAAGACAGAAAAAAUGUCAAAAUGAAAUCAUACCACACAGUAGCUUCAUAACAGGGUACCUGCAGGGUCUUGAUAAGUCUUAUAAUAACUAAAAUCCCAAAAUUUGAAUAUGUGGCCUUUAAAUGUCUAAAAUUCUCUUAAAAUCUCACAAAAAAAAUUUCUAAAUACAAUUUUGAAAGGCCUUAAAGAUGUCUUAACACUACUUACAAAUUAAUAAAAUGCCAUAGGAAUAAAGACUGAUUUGAAGUAAUGUAAAAUGUUUUGAUUUCCUUUCAUAUCUUUUGUACUUUAUUUAUGUAGAUGUUAAAUGGGUCUUAAAUUGUAUUCAUUAUGGUCUUUAAAAAGUCUUAAAAAGUCUUAAAUUUGACUUGUUGAAACCUUUAGAGACCCUGCGCAAGGUAAUAUCAUCUUUAAAAAAUAUAGGUCCAGGGAAUGGUGGUGAUGUGGAUAAGUCAUUAAUUUGAACAUCAUUUUGAAUAGAUGAUGAGAGGUUAAUUGUAUGUAUAAGUCAAGUUUAAGAAAUAAUUUGUUUCUCUACUGUUGUCUUGCCUUUUUUAAAUAUGACUGAUUGUGGUGUUUUAUUUUGAAAUUAACCAUAUAGUGAGGUGAAAAUCUGAUAAUUUGACAGGCCUUUGAAGCACUAUUGAAAAUGUGAGAGGAAGUUCGUAAUGUUUUUAAAGAAACUUUGGUGUCUUAUAGGAGUCUGUGAAGAACCGACUGUUCAGCCACACACUCAAAAAGAUCCCAAGUCCUCUGAUUCAGGAAAAAGCGGACAAGAGGAAGAUGACAACGCAAAGAACACAAUCCGCAGAUGUGAUGAAGAUAACAGGACCAAGGUGGCUGAAGGUUCUCACACUGCUUCAUCUAACAGAGAGAAAACUCAUUCGGACCACCAACCAAGGGAAAGUGAACCCCAACAGUCCAACCCACUUCCCCACAAAGAUUCAAUCCAGAGAAGCUCUGCUAGUGUCAGGAGGGCCCUGUUCGCCCGCAGACGCCUUGAUGCUUCAGCAUCUUUAACCCCAGGAGGCCCACACUCUCCAAGCACUCAAACCCUGAUUCCACCAAAGGAGCCGUCUCCACCUCGCAGCCCAUCACCAAGGCCUCACAUGUCCCUGUCCCCGCUUCCCUCUUCUUCUUCUCUCUCCCCAUCUAGUUGUUAUGUCUCCCCCUCCCCUCUGAUUCCAGUCUCCCCUCUCAGAGGUCUUUCUCCUACAAUAACCCAGUCCCAUGGAUCUGAGUCCCCCAGGCCUCCAGGUUUACUGGCAAACACCUCUGCUCAAUGUCACGCCUGUCUUCACCCAAGAGACCGGCUGUCUGCAGCGAGACUGGUGAGUCACUUUAGCUUUUGCUGGAACAAAACAAGGUGACAUAACAUCUUUCCAAGCAUCUUCUCCAUCUUACAUAAGUGAAACUGUUGUUUUUAUCUCAGCCUGAAUCUGUCAUGAUGCUGUUUUCUGUCAAAGAUAAAAUAAAUGCUGGGUAAAAUUUUGUGGGUUUUGCACAAACCGCAGUAUUCACUCACCUGUGACUCCAUCCACCUCUGUUGGUUUAGUCCACAGUUUUAAAUAAAUCAGCUUUUGCCCGCAGAGCUAAUCUUGUGUGGCUCAGCUAAAUCCCAGUAAGUCAACAUGUAGAACAAAUAUAGAUAGGCGGGUGCACAAGAGGUUAUUUUAAAGUUGUGCAUUUUUCGGAAAAGAGGAGGCACUCUUGUUUUAUAUCACUCAAAUCAACCUACAGCUCUAAAACCUGGACAUAUUGCAAUAGGGAUCCCAAAUAGACAGGGCGUGUUUUCUCUGGGCAGCCAGUGAUAAAAUGAGAAACAGACCAAUCAUUAACCACAUGUGGAUAAAAACUACCUGUUUGAAUAUUUGAGCUCGCGGUAAUUUAAUUAAAGGGAAAAAAAUGUGUUUUUCAAACUUGUGGUUGUUUGAUAGUGCAACCUCAUUAUUUCCUCCUCUUAUUGAUACGGGUCUCAUAUGAGGAGAUGGGGAUUCAUAUUCUCUGCAGGGUAUUUUUUGUUUUUAUUUGUUGGGUGUCUGGCUUUUUUUGAGUUGCUUGUUUUCUUUUGCAAGAAGGUGGGAUUUGUACGCAAGAGAAUUAGGGCCACAUAAGUACAGAAACAAUAAUAACAGGAAGGAGAUUAAAGUCAAAAUUUUGGGAUCAAAAAAAUCAAAAUUUUUCAAGAAGGAGAAGAUUUCGAGAUAAAAGUUGUAAUUUUUUAAAUUUUUACUUUAAUCUCCAAAUUUUGAUUUUUUUUAUUUCGACUAAAAUGUCAACUUUAAUUUCGUAAUUUCUACCUUUUUCAUUUCGACUUUUUAAAUUUUGGCUUAAAUCUCAAAUUUUUUAUUUUUUAUUUUUUAAAUUUUGACUUUAAUCUCGAAAUUUUUGAUUUUUUUUAAAUUCUGACUUUCUACGGUUCAACUUUAAUUUUGAAAAUUCAAGUUUAACCUCAUAAUUUUGAUUUUGUUCAUUUUGACUUUUUAAAAUUUCGACUUUAAUCUUGAAAAUUCUGCUUUAAUCUUGACAUUUUGACUUUAAUCUCGAAAUAGAAAUUUAAAAAAAUUCCACCUUUAAUAAUUUUUUUCUCUUCUUGUGGCCCUAAUACUAUUUUUGUAGAUUUGAGAAGAACAAGAAAUCAGCAAACCCUGGGUUGUUAGCUGAUGACAGCAAUCUCUGGGUUAUAAGUGUGUAUCUCUAAAUCAUGAUUUAAAUAUGACAUUAAAUGUGAUGCUAAUAUUGAAUAUUGGACCUUGGCUGAAGUUUAAGCCAAAACCAUAUUUUUUUGUGUAGUCAUUUCUAUUGAUCCAUACAAACACUGACUGUAAAUGGUUGCUGCUGCUCUGAAAAGUUAGUUUUUUUUCCGCCCUUUAUUUAUUUAUUUUUUCCAGUUUGCUGUUGACCUCCUUUUCAUUCAGACUUCAUUCUGUCUUGUUUUGUUGUAGUCUGUGGAUGAGGUUGGUCUGACCCACAUCCCCCUGCAUCGGCCUCGGGGAGCCCUCAACCUCCUGAGUCACCUUCCUCUGCACUCCCAGCAGCCCAGCAGGUCCCCGAGCCUCCUCAUCCCUAUUGGGGGGAUUCACAUGAUUCAGCCCAGGUCCCCCCUCCCUCUGUACAGCCUGGUGACCAGCCCUACAGCAGUUACAACUGCGGGGAUAGGGGCAUCCUGGAGACUAAGUGACACGACAAAGGGGAGGUUUUCUCUGCUGCAGCGACAGGAUACUCUCAAAGAGAUGUCACCUAGCAGCCUAGCCAAACCGCUGGACCUCAAGGCGUUAGAGGGGACGUCCAGGAGCAGCUUACUGGACACUUUACUGCCCAGAAAGAGCCAAGGCCCUAAGAGUGCUGGGACAGAGAUGAAGCAUCAGAAGGUAGACACAGACGCACAUUUUACAGACAGGUGUGUUUACCCCAAAACCACCUAAGGCCAAAAACAGGCUCCUUCCUCCCAGACACAGCUGUGAUAGGAGGAAGAGCCUGAAGGGAAAGUGCAAAAGAUUUGUAGUCUAGAAAACCAGAGGCUGUUGUUAGCACAUAGCACUGGUUUAGAGACAGAGGAGACAAAAGGCAAGAGCACUUCAGCACCGCUUCUGAAUGACGCUGUUAUGUAAUUAUAUGAAUAAUAUAUAUAGACACUAUGUUAGAUAUGCAGUAUGUUUUGUAAGUCUUUUUUUACCCUCUUGUUUGAUGUCAUCGGUGUUAAUUUAUUUAUGUGCUAUUAUGCAAGUUCUGUACAAUAUGCAAGAGCAGCUGGAAUGAAAAUAGACAAAGUUUUAAUCAGUUUCCCUCUUAUCCUCUCCGACAGCUCUAAUAUACUAUUGCUGUGUAAAUGUACUGUAUUACCAAAAUGGAUAUAGAAAGGUACUACAAAUAUUUAUUCACCCCGAACAGUAUUUUAAAGUGCAAUUUUAUGUCGAGAUUGUGGUUUGAAAUGUCAUUUUUAAAGGCUGUGAUGAAUAUGAUUUGUCCGUUUUGUUUUCGUUAGUUGUUGUCGUCUUUGUUUGUGUUUCAAGAAGCAGGGUUACGAUCACCUCCUUUUCUAGCGUCCUUCAGAAAAGAAGUUUCAGAUCAAGACAUUUGCAGUGCACUGACAAAAAAAAAAAAAAAAUUUGAUACCCAGAGGAAACCUGUUUCACGUACAUGGUAGCUACGGUGCCGUUUUUUUCAUAUACAGAUACAUGUAUUUUUGUGUUGGUGCUUUUAUAAAUGAUACAAUCACUCUGUCAUUUUCAUGUUUACCAUUAAACUUCUCAUUUUUACAGAUUUAUAUUAAAACCGUCUUUU
Molecule: messenger RNA, 44073 nt
Organism: Xyrichtys novacula (pearly razorfish)
Lineage: Eukaryota; Metazoa; Chordata; Actinopteri; Labriformes; Labridae
Source: the annotation of a GenBank genome assembly